Messenger RNA from Anopheles darlingi, 2460 nucleotides. Its product is annotated as RNA-binding protein MEX3B-like. The record is from RefSeq and is a predicted model, not a curated record. Lineage: Eukaryota; Metazoa; Arthropoda; Insecta; Diptera; Culicidae. Bases 306 to 2270 code for a protein of 654 amino acids. Gene Ontology annotation, molecular function: RNA binding. The transcript has 3 exons.
GUAGGAUGUAGCGAUGUGACGAUGCUCAGUAUACGCAUCUUAAAAAAGCCGGUGUGUUACCAGACAAAACACGAUUACGGGAAUAGAAAAGCAAUAUAUUGUGAAAAGUUUAGCGUCGUUAGAAGCGGUGGCAACAGUAGCAAGAAGAAGUGAGCCCCUUGGCGAAGACGAACAUUUCAUUGGAGAAUUCACAAAAGAAAAAAGAUUAUAACGAGUGCAUCAGAUCUACGAGAUCUUUAGGCGAGUAGUGUGGAUUGACUCGCGACCGCAAGCAGCAUUUACCACGGCAGCAGAGAGUGAACAGUAUGGACGACUUCGCACACACACUGGACGACAACCGACAGAUGCUGACGGUCGGGACGAACGGAACGACAUUGGCGCAGCUAUCGUCCCAAUUCGAAGAUCUGCACGUAGGCAACGAUGACAUAACGACAGUGAACCUUCUCAACGGCCUGGUUGGCGUCUGCGGUGGCAAUAACGGGGUGGGGGUGCUUGGCGGUGCAGGCAAUAUGGUCGGUGCAGGACACCAUGGCACGCUAAGCCAGCUUGGCGUUGGCAAUGGCGAGCCGGGUAUCGCCGGUGGUGUCGCUGCCGCACUGCUCGAACGAUCGAACCGACUCAGUAACGUGCUGUGCAGUGGAGGUGGUAAUAGCGGUGGUGGAAAUGGUGGCGGAGGCACCGGAGGCAGCUAUAGUGGGCAACCAAAUGGAAGCAACGUGCUAGACACGUUUGUGGCCAUGGUCAGCGAACUGGCGGUAACAAAUACCAGCGUUGGACCCAUCAGCAACAACACUAGCAACGCGACUAGCCUUGGCAAGCUCGAGGAGCGCCCGGUCAAGUACAAGUCGCACACGGAAUGCGUUCCAGUGCCAUCGUCGGAACAUGUGGCCGAGAUUGUAGGGCGCCAGGGCUGCAAGAUCAAGGCGUUACGGGCCAAAACGAACACUUUCAUCAAGACGCCAAUCCGCGGUGAAGAACCGAUCUUCGUGAUAACGGGUACCAAAGAGGAUGUGACGCGAGCGAAGCAGGAAAUACUGUCCGCGGCGGAUCACUUCAGUACGCUGCGCUCCUCAAAAAAGCAAGCGAUCGCACUACUGGCGGAGAACCGGAACGUUCUCGGCUACAACAUGCCCGACGAAAUCACCAUACAAAUCCGGGUACCGCAGAAGGUCGUAGGUUUGGUGGUCGGUCCGAAGGGGGCCACGAUCAAAAACAUCCAGCUGAAAACCAAUACGUACAUCAUCACGCCAAAGCGCAACCAGGAAUCGGUGUUUGAGAUCACGGGGCUUCCUACCAACGUGCACACUGCCCGGCAGCUAAUCGAGGAGCACAUUGCGACCAGAGCUGGUUCGACGGCGACCAGCGGCACCGCGGUUGGCAACGGUAUCGGCAGCAACAACGCUGGCAGCGGAAACAGUAGCAGUAGUAGUAGCAGCAGCAGUAGCAGCACCACCAGCAGCUCGAGCGGAUCGUCACCCUCGUUGAGUGGCAGUCCGAGCGCUGGUUUGAAAGGGUCAGGUUCGAAUAUGACCGGCAGCGGUGGUAAAGUGUCAAUCCCUCUCAACAAUUUGACCGGGUGCCUGAGCCCAGACGUCAAUGGUAACGCAUCCUCGCUCAUCAGUGGGCUGCUCGGUGUAGCGGCAACGGGCAACCCCGCAAACCUUGGAGCCGGUAGCACCAACGGAGUGUUCAACUUUAACAAUUAUCAUCAUCACUACAAUCAGCAUCAUCACCAUCAACAACAUCACCAACAACAUCAUCAGCAUCAUCAUCAACAGCACCAACAGCAGCAACACCAACAGCAGCAGCAGCAGCAACACCAACAGCAGCAGCAGCAUCAACAACAACAACAGCAGCAGCAGCAGCAGCAGCAGCUAGUCAUGCUGAACAGUGGGCUUGUCAAUGGAGGUGGCGGUAUGCUAAACGAAGUUGGUGGGCUGUCUGCAUCGAGUCUAAGCGGGCUUCUACCCGGUGUCGGCGAGCAUGAAUACGAAAACAAUCAGUUUUUCAUCGAUAAUUUGUUGGAAUACAUUAACAAUAUGGUCGGCUCAACGGCCUACCAAGCCAGCUCGAAUUCGGCCACGUCGGUCGCAAAUGCUGGUGGUGCCGGAUCCGAAAACAUUCCGGACUUCCGCAGCAUCUGGGAAAAUUUAAGUGAAAGUCAAGCGUCGGGCACGGAUACCGACAACUCGUCACUCGUUUGGACGCUUCCCUCAUCGUCACGGAACUCCGUCUCUUACAGUCCCGACGAUUUUAUGUUCCAGCGAUAAGGAUCCCUGGCUGCCAUAACUGCUGUUGGUGCCUGAUGUGCAGGUAAGGCUGAGGUUGAGCAUAUACAUCCAUCCUAAUGGCCAAAACCGAUUCAAUUAAUCGCUAAGAGGAACCUAUAUUAAAAUCAGCCCAGGAAGGAAACGAUUGAUGUGAAGCUGUGAAUACUGUCAGAGCAAUAAGGAGAAAAGA